This is a messenger RNA of Nerophis lumbriciformis (worm pipefish), 2252 nucleotides long. Its product is annotated as major histocompatibility complex class I-related gene protein-like. Gene Ontology annotation, molecular function: RNA polymerase II cis-regulatory region sequence-specific DNA binding; DNA-binding transcription factor activity, RNA polymerase II-specific. NCBI's taxonomy places the organism in Eukaryota, Metazoa, Chordata, Actinopteri, Syngnathiformes, Syngnathidae. Gene Ontology annotation, biological process: immune response; regulation of transcription by RNA polymerase II. The record is from RefSeq and is a predicted model, not a curated record. Gene Ontology annotation, cellular component: PcG protein complex; transcription regulator complex; external side of plasma membrane.
AGCUGCUAACAAAGAGACGCGGACGUUAUCAACACAUCGCUAAGUAGAGAUCAAAUGUGAGUGUAAAGUGUUGUGAUUGUGGGAAAAUGUGCGAAAGAACGAUAGCAAAGUACGAGGAGGAACUUUGUCCAACAAAAGAGGAGAAGGAGCGACAACAUCAACUACUGGACGCUGUUUUCAAGAAACAUCAAGUUGUGUUACACAGAACAGACAUCCAGCAGCCCCCCCACAUUAAAGAGGAAGAGGAGGAAGUGUGGAUCACUCAGGAGGGAGAGUGUCUUAUCGGGCAGGAGGAGGAUGAUGUCAGCAAGUUUCCACUGACUGUUGUCUCUGUGAAGACUGAAGAGCAUGAAGACAAACCACCUGAGUCCUCACAGCUUCAUCACAGUCCAAACGUCCAGCAGGUGUCAGCGGGGAGUCAUGAAGAGGAGUGGCACACCAGUGUGGGACAGAAGGAGCUACAGGCCCCCUCCCACAUUAAAGAGGAGCAGCUUCAUGAUGAAGAUGAAGCUCAGUCCUUACAGCUUCAUCACAGUCAAAGUGAGGAGAACAGAGGGGCGGAGCUUGUAAGUCAACACAUCACAGAAGCUGAUGGAGAGCAUUGUGAAGAUAUAAAGUCAGAACCAGACAGCAUCUUUGCUCCACUGUCAGACAUGGACCACAUGAUGUCAGACUCUUCUGAUCACAGUGACCACAUCCAAAAACCUUUGGAGAGUAAAAAAGACUCUAAAGGUGAUACGAGACAUCACACUAACAACACACACUUUGACUGCUCUGAAUGUGGGAAAUCAUUCAGACAGAAGAGUCAUUUUACAGUACACAUGAAAAUACAUACUGGAGAGAAACCUUUUACUUGCUCUGUUUGUAAGAAGAGUUUCUCCAGAAAGGGUAAUAUGACCACACACAUGAGAACACACACUGGAGAGAAACCGUUUACUUGCUCAGCUUGUGCUAAAAGAUUCACCACUAAGAAUGAAAUGGUAUUACACAUGAGAACACAUACUGGAGAGAAACCUUUUACUUGCUCGGCUUGUGAUAAACAAGUCAACACUAAGUAUGACAUGCUAUUACACAUGAGAACACACACUGGUGAGAAACCUUUUACUUGCUCUGCUUGUAAGAAGAGUUUCUCCACAAAGCGUGAAAUUACCGCACACAUGAGCAUGCAUACUGGAGAGAAACCUUUUACUUGCUCGUUUUGUAAGAAGGGUUUCUCCAGAAAGCUUGUCAUGACCAGACACAUGAGAAUACAUACUGGCGAGAAACCUUUUCCAUGCUCAGUGUGUCCCAAAAGAUUCUCCGUAAAUUCCCAUAUGAGAAAACACAUGAGAACACACACUGGAGAAAAACCUUUUGCUUGCUCAGUUUGUGCUAAAAGAGUCAACACUAAGUGUGACAUGAUAGUACACAUGAGAACACACACUGGUGAGAAACCUUUUACUUGCUCUGUUUGUAAGAAGAGUUUCUCCAACAAGCAACCCAUGACCACACACAUGAGAACACACACUGGAGAGAAACCUUUUACUUGCUCUGUUUGUAAGAAGAGCUUCUCCAACAAGCAACACAUGACCACACACAUGAGAACACACACUGGAGAGAAACUGUUUAGUUGCGCUGUGUGUCUUAAAAGGUUCAUGUACAAGAAUCAGGUCAGUAAACACAAGUGUGUAACAGUCAUGGAAGCUGCAGGGAUUUAAAAUGUGCUAAAUGUAGUUUAAAAACACAGCAUGUUUAAUAUGAAUGUAUAUUUGAUGUUGUAUGUAGUGCUUCUCAUCUUCUAGUCUUAUAUGUUGUCCUGUAGUUACUUUUUAAUUUAUGUGCAUUUAUUGAAUAUUUUAUAUGUAGCUACUAUUUUAUUUUAUUUUGUCAUUGUUAAACAGAGGACAUUUUAUUAUUUUCAUUUGUUUUUGUGUCUUGAUGUUGUUGUCCAAUUAAACAUAUGACUGAAUAAAAUGGUUAACAAAAUGUGGACUCUGGUAGAUUAGCAGCAUUGUUACAUCAUGGAUGUUAACUACUGCAAAACAUCAACAAAGAAGAAAAAGGCUGAAGUUAGCAACACAUCACUGAACUUUAGAGCCAUCGUGAGUGGAGUUGCUUGUUUUUAUUGCUGCAUUUGUACUUAUUUCACCUCACAUCUUCACUUUUAAUCCUAAAGUCUUCUUCAAAUAUAUUGUUGUAGGCUUCUAAGAUUGAUGUUUCUGUCGUGUGUGUGUUUAGUCUGUGGAAAGGGUUCACUUGCACAAAUACGUCAU